Messenger RNA from Oppia nitens, 1246 nucleotides. RefSeq names its product stAR-related lipid transfer protein 13-like. Gene Ontology annotation, molecular function: GTPase activator activity. The coding region runs from base 1 to 1107 and encodes 368 amino acids. Lineage: Eukaryota; Metazoa; Arthropoda; Arachnida; Sarcoptiformes; Oppiidae. The transcript has 3 exons. The record is from RefSeq and is a predicted model, not a curated record. Gene Ontology annotation, biological process: actin cytoskeleton organization; signal transduction; regulation of Rho protein signal transduction.
AUGAAUAGUCUAUCGAAAUCAAAAUAUUCUUUGAUAUCAUCAGAGAGUCGGAAACGACUGUUUGGCUGUGAUUUAGAUGAGUUACAGAUGUUUUACACAGAUUUUGUUUUACCGCUUUUCAUAGAGAAGUCACUAAUAUUUUUAUCUCAAAAGGGAGUCAAUAGUAUUGGUAUUUUCCGCAAAUCUGGUGUUAAGUCUCGUAUUCAAACUCUUAAAGAGGAAGUAGAAGAGGGUAUUGAUAUUGACUUUUCCACUGUCUGUGUCUAUGAUAUUGCAGAUGUCGUUAAAUUGUGGUUUAGAGAGAUUGUCGACCAAAAAACUAAUAAAACUAAACAACUAAUAACUCAACAAAUUAUAAGUUCAUUCAAACAAAAUAAAAAAGAGUUUACUUUAUGUAUGGUUCCGGACACUCAAAGAGCUAUUCUUCAAAUUAUUCUUAGAUUUUUAGCACUAAUUGCAAACAACUCUAAAGUUAAUCAAAUGAAUUGUCAUAAUUUGGCCAUUUGUUGGACACCAUCUCUAUGUGAAUGUGAUGGCGAUCAACAACUUUUUGACGCUCAGAAAUGUCUUGAAUUUUGUAUAAAUAAUUGCGAAAUACUAUUUUUGGUAUCACUUAAUGCCUACUCGUUGUUGACUACAUUGGAAGACAUAUCCCUUCCUCGUAAACAUGAGGCUACAGCUGUCAUCGAUUGCGGUCCCAAUGAUAUUCUUAAUCGAAUUCUUUAUGAGAGACAUUUGAUUGAUGUCACUAUCAUUGAGUGGAGUAUUGGUGACGAAACAACACAAAUGAGCGAUACUUUUAUUGUAAGACUACAGACGAGUGCUUUUUUACCGAUUAAGACAAUGAUUAUUAAGAGGAAUUGGAGGAUCAAUAGUCUUAAUAAUAUAGAAGUCAUAGAAAGUGGUUAUCUCUAUGAAUCGCGUUGGUCUCUAACGGCUAACGGCGAGGGAAGGACUCUCGUCGCUCAUAUGAUUGCCACUGACUUGAGAGGACAUUCCUAUGACUGGUAUAACACAACAUUCCUUGCAAUACAUAACAAUCAAUUGCAUCGAUUGUCGCAGUCAUUCCUCGUCAACACUAAUGAAAUACAAGUAUCAGUUAUUUGAUGAAACUUUUGACAGAAUCCUUGAUUUUAUGACACGAUUUUGUUUUAAAUGAGUUUUAUAUGAAUACUAUUUUUGAUAUAUAACACGAAAUGAAAGCAUUAUAUAAUAAUAAUUAUUAUUGAAUUAGUAUUAUAAUUAC